This is a messenger RNA of Penicillium angulare, 888 nucleotides long. RefSeq lists its product as uncharacterized. Lineage: Eukaryota; Fungi; Ascomycota; Eurotiomycetes; Eurotiales; Aspergillaceae. The transcript has a single exon. Bases 1 to 888 code for a protein of 295 amino acids. The record is from RefSeq and is a predicted model, not a curated record.
AUGGUAAAGAUCAUAGAAAAGUUGCUGAUCGUUACCUGGGGUAAAGACAAGCCUUUUGUGAAAGACUUGAAGCGCAAUUCAUCUAUCAUGGCUUCGAUCAAUGAUAGAUUCCGCCAUGUGGCGAGAAAUCUUUCUUUAUGGACGUUCUAUGAAACACUUCCUGUUGAAGUUGGAAUAUUCAGUAAGUUAAUUGUAGCGAAAGAGUCUGCAAUAUUGGGUUAUGAUGAAGAACGCAUCGAGGCCAUGAAUGCCGACCAUCGGAAUUCAUGCAGAUUCACCAGCAAGAAUAGAUUCACCAGCAAGAAUGAGUCAAACUACAAGCUAUUACGAAAUGCUCUAUACACUGCGAUAGACGAGAUUAAAGAUGCAUUUUUCGACAUUGAAUCGUCUAGCUGUGUCCUUGAUUCUAAAAUACCCCAAUUUGAGGGUCUUACACUGAGCGAAGCUAGCGCUCGACUGUCCUCCUUUCUAGAAGUUGCCAACGAUUUUGAUAGCAAUCUUGUGAUGUGUCAAGAUUUGAAAGAGCCAGGUACCUGCCAGUGGUUUACUGAAAAGAUAACCUUCAAACUAUGGGUGUCGGGAAACUCCCCAAUGAUUUUAUGGCUGACUGGAAGGCCAGCAGCGGGGAAGUCUAUCCUCUCAAGCCAUGUCAUCGCUCAUCUCAAAACCUCGGCCUGUUGUAGCUACUUCUUCUUCGAGCAUUCAAAAGCAAAUAAAUCUACGCUCAGUGAUUGCUUUAGAUCUCUGGCCUAUCAAAUGGCCAUGCAAGAUGAUCUCGUGAGAGAUAAACUAUUGCAACUAGAAGAGGAGGCGGUUACCUGGGACAUAAACAAUGAUGGAUUAUUGUGGGCGAAGUUGUUCCUGGAGGGAAUCUUUGUCAAACACUGA